CGUGAGCCGAGAAUUGUCAGGACUCGGCCGCUUGGAAUCUGGGGUUAAUUUGGGUGUUGGUUACCUGUCGAUGAGCCUGAAUUGAGGAAUUAGACAUCGACAUGCAGACGGCCUGCGGAAGGGGUCGCUCGGUAUCUCUGGAGAGCUGAUCAGAUGGUGCUUGGUAAUAUUCCGCAAUCAUCUUUCAUCGCGUCCCAGGACCUACUAAUGGAUACCUAUGAAUUUUUGCUGCCAGUUUGUCAUCUGCUCUAGCAAAACCAUUUGCUAUGACAGCUGUUUGCCUGUGACUUUGCCUGAUAGUGCUUUGGUCGAGAUUGAGAUGGUAGAUCCCAAGUGAAUCGGUCUGAACCACAAAGUGUCCAACCAUGUCGGAAAGAAACUGGGAGUGUUGGAAGCAAUGUUGCAGAGCAACUGGAAAGAGAUUGCCGGUGCUAACUUGGCUUCCCAAGUAUUCUCUGCAAUGGCUACAGCUGGAUCUUAUGGCUGGGCUGACUGUGGGGAUGACUGUCGUGCCACAAGCUCUUGCUUAUGCUGUGGUAGCUGGUCUUCCCGUGCAGUAUGGUCUGUAUUCUUCCUUCAUGGGUUGUUUCAUCUACUGCUUUUUGGGGACCUCCAAAGAUAUAACACUUGGUCCAACGGCCAUCAUGUCCCUCUUGGUUUCUUCCUACGCAUUCCAUGAUCCCGCCUUGGCCGUUCUCCUUGCCUUUCUUUCAGGUUGCAUCCAGUUAGCUAUGGGACUUCUCCAUCUUGGUUUCAUUUUGGACUUUAUUUCAUAUCCUGUUAUUAAAGGGUUUACUUCAGCUGCUGCAGUCACCAUUGGCUUCAACCAAAUUAAGACACUCCUGGGUCUGCAACACAUUCCAAAGCAGUUUAUCCUACAAGUGUAUUAUACCUUCUGCAGAAUUAGUGAAACAAGGGCUGGAGAUGCCAUCCUUGGGGUCUGCUGCCUAAUAGCGCUUAUGGUCCUUCAACAAAUGAAAAAAGGCAUCCCCAGGACCCAUCCGAUGGAAACCUUGCCUGUCAGAAUCAGUCGAUAUAUAAUUUGGACAACAGCUACAGCCCGUAAUGCUCUUGUGGUUCUCUUUGCUGGUCUUGUGGCUUAUUCUUUCCAAGUGACUGGCUCCCAGCCUUUCAGCCUCACAGGAUCCAUUCCCCAGGGACUCCCUCUGUUCCAGCCACCACCAUUCUCCAUCAUCACACCCAAUCAGACUAUUGAUUUUAAGGAAAUGGUGCAGGCCAUUGGACCUGGCUUAGCGGUGGUGCCUCUCAUGGGACUGCUGGAGACGGUUGCUAUUGCCAAAGCAUUUGCCUCCCAAAAUAACUACCAGAUUGAUACCAACCAAGAGCUGCUAGCUAUGGGGUUUACCAACCUCCUGGGAUCCUUUGUCUCAUCCUAUCCAGUCACAGGUAGUUUUGCCCGGACAGCAGUGAAUGCUCAGACUGGUGUAUGUACUCCUGCUGGAGGACUAAUCACAGGGGCCUUGGUACUCUUAUCUCUAGCCUACCUUACGUCCCUGUUUUACUACAUUCCCAAGGCAGCACUGGCAGCAGUCAUCAUCUGUGCUGUGGCUCCAAUGUUCGAUGCCAGGAUCUUCCGCACAUUGUGGCAGGUUAAAAGGCUAGACCUGGUGCCUCUUUGUGUUACAUUCUUUGUUUGUUUUUGGGAAAUGCAAUAUGGCAUCAUAGCGGGGGUGAUGGUUUCUGGAAUCCUCCUGCUCUACCCCCUCGCCAGGCCUCAGAUAAAGGUUGUGAGGGACACGGCAAUAGUCAUAAAGCCUGAGAAUGGCCUUCAAUUCCCUGCAAUUGAUUUCCUCCGGGAUACUGUACACAAGCAAGCUCUAUCAGAGUCUCAUCAAUGCAAUGUCAUCCUGGACUGCAGCCACAUCAGCAGCAUUGACUAUACUGUGGUAUUGGGUCUGUCGGAACUUCUGCAGGAAUUUCAGCUCCGGGAACUUUGCUUGGUCUUCAUUGGCUUGAAGGUGGAAUUUGUUGCAGAAAAAAGUCUUGCAGAAUUGCACAUUGCCACUGAAGACAUGCUGGGUGACAACAGCAGCAUACUGACUACAACUGGGAUCAUCCAGUGAAGGAAGUGAACUCACUGAAGACUGGAUCUGUCCAAUAGGAGAAUCUCAGACUGAAGGAUGAAGCUUUGAGUCCAUGGAAUGGCAUAAUAGAGUCUUAGCAGAGUCUGCAGCUACUCUAUGAUGGAAUUUUUUUAACAGGAAAAAUGAGGAACUUCAACUCAACAAAUAAAGAUUCAGACAAAGAGUUGAAAAUCAUUUCAGGGAUAUUGGAAAAACUUGUGAAAUCAGAGUGGAUUAAAUACUUCUAUGACUGUAGCUUAUCAUAUGGGUGCUUUUAACAUUUCUGAAAUUAAUGAUAUUAAUAGAACACUAUUCUUCAGAAUUGCACUGUCUAUGGCAAAUUGUUUCCAGCUAUAUACUGUAAUCUGUAAUAUUCAUUUCAGUAAAAACUGAAAUGUUAGAUGCCUUUCUUUUACAGAGUUUCUAUUAAGCCAGAUUACUUGAACAUGUAUACCUCUAUUUAUGUAU
Molecule: messenger RNA, 2552 nt
Organism: Notechis scutatus (mainland tiger snake)
Lineage: Eukaryota; Metazoa; Chordata; Lepidosauria; Squamata; Elapidae
Source: RefSeq, a predicted model, not a curated record